Messenger RNA from Lipotes vexillifer (Yangtze River dolphin), 1623 nucleotides. It is a transcript of the gene TRIM26, whose product is annotated as tripartite motif containing 26. NCBI's taxonomy places the organism in Eukaryota, Metazoa, Chordata, Mammalia, Artiodactyla, Lipotidae. The coding region runs from base 1 to 1623 and encodes 540 amino acids. The transcript has 7 exons. The record is from RefSeq and is a predicted model, not a curated record. Gene Ontology annotation, molecular function: zinc ion binding; protein binding.
AUGGCUGCGUUGGCACCACUGCGGAGCCUGGAAGAGGAGGUGACCUGCUCCAUCUGCCUUGAUUACCUGCGGGACCCGGUGACCAUUGACUGUGGCCACGUCUUCUGCCGCAGCUGUACCACCGACGUCCGCCCCGCAUCAGGGGGCCGCCCUGUCUGCCCGCUGUGUAAGAAGCCUUUUAAGAAGGAGAAUAUCAGGCCAGUGUGGCAGCUGGCCAGCCUAGUGGAGAACAUCGAGCGGCUGAAGGUGGACAAGGGCCGGCAGCCGGGGGAAGCGGCCCGGGAGCAGCAGGACACGAGGCUGUGCGAGCGGCACCAGGAGAAGCUGCACUACUACUGCGAGGACGACGGCAAGCUGCUGUGUGUCAUGUGCCGGGAGUCCCGGGAGCACAGGCCCCACUCGGCCGUCCUCGUGGAGAAGGCAGCCCAGCCCCACAGGGAAAAAAUCCUGAACCACCUGAGUACCCUAAGGAGAGACAGAGACAAAAUUCAGGGCUUUCAGGCCAAGGGAGAAGCUGAUAUCCUGGCUGUGCUGAAGAAGCUCCAGGACCAGAGGCAGUGCAUCGUGGCUGAGUUUGAGCAGGGCCACCAGUUCCUGAGGGAGCGGGAGCAGCGCCUGCUGGACCAGCUGGCGAAGCUGGAGCAGGAGCUCACAGAGGGCAGGGAGAAGUACAAGGCCAGGGGCGUCGGGGAGCUUACCCGGCUGGCGCUGGUCAUCUCCGAGCUGGAGGGCAAGGCACAGCAGCCGGCUGCAGAGCUCAUGCAGGACACCAGAGACUUCUUAAACAGGUAUCCACGGAAGAAGUUCUGGAUUGGGAAACCCAUUGCUCGUGUGGUUAAAAAAAGGACCGGAGAAUUCUCAGAUAGACUUCUGUCUCUACAGCGGGGCCUGAGAGAAUUCCAAGGGAAGCUGCUGAGAGACUUAGAAUAUAAGACAGUGAGUGUCACCCUAGACCCACAGUCGGCCAGUGGGUACCUGCAGCUGUCGGAGGACUGGAAGUGCGUGACCUACAGCAGCCUGUACCAGAGAGCGUACCUGCAUCCCCAGCGGUUUGACUGUGAGCCGGGGGUGCUGGGCAGUAAGGGCUUCACCUGGGGCAAGGUGUACUGGGAGGUGGAGGUGGAGAGGGAGGGCUGGUCCGAGGAUGAAGAGGAGGGGGACGAGGAGGAAGAGGGGGAAGAGGAGGAGGAGGAAGAGGAGGCCGGCUACGGGGACGGAUAUGAUGACUGGGAAACGGAUGAGGACGAGGAAUCGCUGGGGGAUGAAGAGGAAGAAGAGGAGGCGGCGGAGGAGGAGGAAGUUCUGGAAAGCUGCAUGGUGGGGGUGGCCAGAGACUCGGUGAAGAGGAAGGGCGACCUCUCCCUGCGGCCGGAGGACGGCGUGUGGGCGCUGCGCCUCUCGUCCGCAGGCAUCUGGGCCAACACCAGCCCCGAGGCCGAGCUCUUCCCGGCACUGCGGCCCCGGAGAGUGGGCAUCGCCCUGGAUUACGAAGGGGGCACCGUGACUUUCACCAACGCGGAGUCGCAAGAACUCAUCUACACCUUCACUGCCACCUUCACCCGGCGCCUGCUCCCUUUCCUGUGGCUCAAGUGGCCGGGAACACGCCUCCUGCUGAGACCCUGA